AUGGCCCAGGCUUCUGCAGACAUCGACGAGGCAGACCUUGAUCAGAGGAUCCUGCAGGCGCUGAAGAAUGCUGGCAGCCCUAUGAAGGCUGCCCAGCUGGCAAAGGAAUGCAAAGUGCCCAAGAGGAACAUCAACCAAGCUCUCUACCGGAUGAAGGAGAAGUUGCAAGUGCAUGACGCUGGCUCUGGGACGUGGUGCUUGAGAGAGGGUGGGGCUGGAGCACUGGUUCCCACAGCACCCGCCCAGCUCAGCCUUGGGCCGGUGCAGGUGCAGGAACAGAUCCGCAGACUACUGGCCGACCGGGGGCCCAUGAGGGCCGUGAGCAUCGCCCGGGCCCUGGGGAUGAACGCGUCCAGAGAGGUCAACCCAUACCUGUAUGGCAUGCAGAGAGACCACCUGCUGAACUUGGACAAGAAGUCAAACAACUGGGAAAUCUACCAGCCAGGGACUCCCAGGGGAGGGAGUCAGCCCUCCACCAUCCUUUACCAGCAAACCGCCGUCACCAUCUGCCAGAGCGGGCCGCACAGCCACAUCUCCAUCGGGAACUCCGAAGCCGUCCAGAUUGGACACGGGAACAGCAUCGUGAAGCACGUGGCCCCUGCGGAGAGCGGCUCCGCGGCUCCCCUCUGCCUCCCUCCACCGCCCGCAGCGAGUCCCCAUGCUCAGGAGCCCCCGGCUGGACCCUGGGGGCCGCAGAACAUCCACAUAGACAACUCUGUGCUCAGACGGGUGCAGCUGGGACACGGCAACGAGAUGACCCUGCUCGGCGCCCCGGCCACGGGCCCUGGCCCCAGCCCCAGCCCCCCAGUCUUUGCCGCCACUGCUGGCCCAGGAUCUUCGUUCGAAAUUCGAAUGCCCCCCCCAGGACCUCACCCCGAGGGGCAGGGCGACGCAGCCCAGAGAGAGGAGGAGGGCGACACGGCCCAGAGAGUCUUCAUCAAGUCCUGCCUCUUGGAGGAAUCCGCCAUCGGCAGCGGCAACAGCCUGAGAGUCCGCCCGUGGCCGGCCGGCCUCGGGGCAGGGGCAGCGCCAGGGGCCAGCCGCGGGCACCCAGGGCAGCCGGCCGAGGACGCAGCAUCCUGGCCCGGAGCUGCGGAGCCCGGAGGCACGUCCCUGGAGGGCGCUGGCCCUGCUGACCUCGACCUGUCCGCCUUCACCGCCCACCUGGAAGCCAUGACUCUUGGAAACCGGGACUCAGAGGCCCCAGAGGACAGCCUCUGA
This is a messenger RNA of Pipistrellus nathusii (Nathusius's pipistrelle), 1221 nucleotides long. NCBI's taxonomy places the organism in Eukaryota, Metazoa, Chordata, Mammalia, Chiroptera, Vespertilionidae. The record is from the annotation of a GenBank genome assembly.